AUGGGCGCGAAGGCCGGGGCCAUCAUCGCGCCUCGUCAGCGGCCGUCGGGCGGUUGGCUGCGGCGGCUGGGGCAGAACAGGCGUGUGUCGAGGGCGACGUGCGAGUGCCAGUGCGAAAGCCGGGAGGAGUGCGCCAGAAAGGAAAGGCGUGCGGCGAGGACGACGACGAGAGCAGAUACACGCGCGGCGGGGCAAAAGACUGAGCCUGGCGUCACCGCGCUCGUCCCGCCAACGUCCUCCCUCCACACGUGUCGUGACGUCACAUCCCCCAUCGAGGGCGCGUCUCGCGGGCGUCCUGCUCGACGCGGCGGGUCACUCGUCGCCAGCUCGCCGGAUACACCGUGCCGGGCACAGCGCAUGCACCCCGCGGGUCAUCAUGACGUCGCCGCGCACACAGGUCCCUCUUCUGGCUCACGCGACAGCAGCCCGCCGUGCAUUUAUCCUCCAUCCGUCCACGCUCGUCGGCUCCGCAGCCAAUGGCAGGCCCUGCAGUCAUCCUGCGCGUUCUCAUCCUUCCACGAUCGCAAAUGCCCCAAUCCACAGACGAUCGUUCAAUGGCGCCCUGCUUUCACACCACUCCGCUCUUCUCUCAAUGGCGACGCCUUCGUGUCCUCCCUCCUCACCAUAUACCAGUAG
Postia placenta MAD-698-R-SB12 is the source of this 636-nucleotide messenger RNA. RefSeq lists its product as hypothetical. The transcript has a single exon. The record is from RefSeq and is a predicted model, not a curated record. Lineage: Eukaryota; Fungi; Basidiomycota; Agaricomycetes; Polyporales; Adustoporiaceae. Bases 1 to 636 code for a protein of 211 amino acids.